Aspergillus costaricaensis CBS 115574 is the source of this 1392-nucleotide messenger RNA. RefSeq names its product NAD(P)/FAD-dependent oxidoreductase. The record is from RefSeq and is a predicted model, not a curated record. NCBI's taxonomy places the organism in Eukaryota, Fungi, Ascomycota, Eurotiomycetes, Eurotiales, Aspergillaceae. Bases 1 to 1392 code for a protein of 463 amino acids. The transcript has 2 exons. Gene Ontology annotation, molecular function: proline dehydrogenase activity; sarcosine oxidase activity; L-pipecolate oxidase activity.
AUGUCGACUUCGUUGCCUUCUGAGAUCCUCAUCAUUGGAGGUGGUGUUAUGGGGCUAAGCACAGCCUGCGCCCUUGUCCAGCGUCCUCACUAUGCCAACUCUUCCAUCACCCUCCUAGAUGCUGCCGCGGAGGUGCUAAAUGGGCAAGGCGCGUCGGUGGACACUAGUCGUAUUCUGCGCGCCGACUAUGCAAUCAAGUCGUACACUCGGCUUGUCUCAGAAGCUCGGGAAAAAUGGCAGGACGUGUCGCCGAAUGGGUGGGGUGGCCAAGGAAGAUACCACGAGGCCAAACUCAUCCUGACCGCACAGCCUGGGACUGAAGGGCAUGUGGACGGGUAUCUGGAGGAAAGUCUGGAGAACUUGAAAGAGCUUGCACGAUCUGGGCAAUACUCCUUCAAGCUGCAGGACCUCAAAGAGCUUCCCGACCGAGAUGCGGUUGCCAGAGAAACCCUUGCUCCCGGGUCAAGUGGAGAUUUUGGUUAUGUCAAUAAUCAGUGCGGCUGGGUCAACGCUGAGGCCUGCGUCAAAUACGCGCUGGAGAAGGCUCAGUACCUGGGAGGAGAUCGGGUCAAAGUUCGAACAAAUGCCCGAGUGAAGAGACUUCUUUACCAGACAAAGGCCAAACAUCUGGGUGGCGGUAUUCAUUGCACCGGCGUGGAGCUGCUGGAUGGUUCUCGCAUGUAUGCAGACCUGGUGAUUGUCGCAGCGGGCGCGUGGACCCCUUCGCUGGUCGAUGUCGAAGGGCGUGCCGCUGCUACAGGCCAGGUUCUAGCAUAUAUGCCCAUUAGCUCCUCCGAGCAAAAAGCCCUGGAUGAGAGUCCGAUCUACUUUAAUGUCAGCCGAGGGAUGUUCAUGCUUCCUCCCCAUGAUAAUGAAAUGAAAAUGGGCCGCCAUGGAUACGGAUAUCAGAACCCAACAAAGAUGAUGAUUCCACGACCCACGCUAGAUGCGCCGAAUGCAUCGACCGAAACCACCGUGAGCGUCCCGCGCACUGAUCUGCCAAUCCCCGCGGAAGCAGAGAAGGCUUGCAAAGACUUCCUCGUCGAGAUGUUCCCGAGCUGGAAGGGUCGUAGCUUCUCCAAGACGCGAGUGUGCUGGUACUGCGACACACCGACUGGGGACUUCCUAAUCGACUAUCUCCCUCAUGCAAGUGGCCUCUUCGUCGCAACCGGGGAUAGUGGCCAUGGGUUCAAGGUUUUCCCAAUCAUCGGAGAGAAGAUUGCAGAUGCCAUUGAAGGACAUCUUGAUUCGGAGUUGCAAGAUCUGUGGCGAUGGAAGCCCAAUGCUCCAAGUACUUUUCAGGGGACGGACGAUGGAACACGCGGUGGCAGACGUGGGAUGAUUUUGGAACAAGAGCGGCGAGAUACCGGUCGCGUCACGGGGCGCCUUUAG